Fusarium mangiferae is the source of this 972-nucleotide messenger RNA. RefSeq lists its product as uncharacterized. Gene Ontology annotation, molecular function: cysteine-type deubiquitinase activity. Gene Ontology annotation, cellular component: cytoplasm. Bases 1 to 972 code for a protein of 323 amino acids. Gene Ontology annotation, biological process: protein deubiquitination; ubiquitin-dependent protein catabolic process. NCBI's taxonomy places the organism in Eukaryota, Fungi, Ascomycota, Sordariomycetes, Hypocreales, Nectriaceae. The transcript has 3 exons. The record is from RefSeq and is a predicted model, not a curated record.
AUGAGUGGCGGAUGGAAUACCAUUGAGUCCGAUGCGGGUGUCUUUACCUCUCUCAUCGAGAAUCUUGGCGUGAAAGACGUUCAGUUCGAAGAACUCCUCACACUCGACCCAUCUGAGCUGCUGUCCUUACAGCCUGUAUACGGCGUGAUCUUCCUCUUCAAGUACCCGACUGAUCAACCAUAUGCGACACCCGAAGGACCCCGCGACGGCUCGUUCGACAAUGCCGCAUCAGAAAACAUCUUCUUUGCUGCCCAGACGAUUCAGAAUGCAUGCGCAACGCAAGCUCUGUUGAGUGUACUACUCAAUAAGACGAACAAUGUUGAAAUAGGCGAGAAGCUCGGCGACUUCAGAGAGUUCACCAUGGUGUUGCCGCCCGAGUUCCGUGGUGAGGCGUUGAGUAACUCUGACCUCAUCCGUGAGGUGCACAACAGCUUUGCUCGUAGCAGCCCUUUUGCCGACGAGACAGACAAGACUGGCGCCGAGGCGGAGGAUGCUUUCCAUUUUAUCGCUUAUACACCUAUCAACGGUACACUCUACGAGCUCGAUGGUUUGCAACCGGCGCCCAUCUCCCAUGGUGCUUGCAGCUCUGAGGACUUCCCCACCAAGGUAGUCGAUGUUCUCCAACGCCGCAUCGCACGGUAUGACACCACCGAGAUUCGAUUUAAUCUCCUGGCUAUGUGCCGAGAUCUACGACAGCGUGCGCGCGACUUCGGGGAUGAGGAGCUGUUGGCAAGAGAAGAGCGCAAGCGACGAGAUUGGAUGUUUGAGAAUGCUCUGCGAAGACAUAACUUUGUGGGCUUUGCGGGUGAGGUGAUGAAGGGCGUUGUGCGCAGUAAGAUCGCCGAGGGUGGUGACGCUGCCUGUGAGAAGUGGGUGAAGGAGAGCCUAGAAAGGAGGAAGAAUGCAGAGCAGGCCAUGAGAGGUCGAGCUGGAGGUGGUGACGGGGACGGCGAUGUUGAUAUGGGAGCUUGA